GUAAAGAUCGUCUCCGCGGUGGGAGGGGCCACUGGGCCCAACAACAGCGCUCAUUGUCGGCUGCAGCACUCACUCCCCCUCUCUGAUUCUCCCAACUACGCGCCGCUUGUGCCGCACUGCCGAAACCGCAGAGCACAUCCAAUCAGACUGGUCAGCAUCGUUGGUGCAGGCACCUCUUUGAGUCUGGUGGCCCAUCCCCAGCAGGCAGGUCAAGGCAUGGCAGACAGUCGGCAGCCAGACGAGCAUUGGGCCCCCAACGGCCAAGAGAACGGCCAGAACGGCUACUCGGCCUACCGUGAGAACGGAUUCCACGGCGGGGCGGCUGCGCAUCCCAACGCAACAGUGUGUGUGUCUCUUUCUCCCUCCACAGUGGAUGACUCGGCCAAUUUGCCUCCCUCCCCUCCUCCCUCUCCAUCCGCUCAGCAGAUUGGGCCGGCGCCACAAGAUAAAUUAGAACCUGUCAGUGCUUUCUCUGCGGAGGAGCAACAACAGGAUGAGCAGGAGGAAGUUGCCGUUUGCCAGGAGGAGGAAGUGACAUAUGGGCAAGCGGGCGCCUUAGAACAGAAAGAUUUGCUAGCCGAUGCGCAGGUUUGGGGCUGCGAGCAAGCUCAGGCACCUGAGCUGCAAAAUGGAGGAAGUCGUCACAGGGAACACAGUCCUUCGGAACAAGCCCGACUCGAAGAAAAGACCAAAAAGGAGGCACAAGAGGGAAACCGGGAGAAAACCGUCGGAGCGAUCCAAGUAAUUUCACAAUGUGGUGAAGCUGAUACGGGCUCGGACUCAAAAACCUCCUUUAAGUUCAUCACCACGUCUGAAGAGAGCGAAGAUGAAGCGGAGGGACGGAAAUCCAGAAUGUUUUCUGAACACUUGUGCCCUGUCCCUGGAAGAUUUUUAUCCAAACUCACCCUUGGAGAGCAAAUGAUGGGUGAAGACCAACAAGGGGAGGUCUUUAACGAAUAUUCUGUCCCCAUGCCUUCUCCUGAGGACUCUUCUUACCCUUUGAUGGAUUUUCAAAUCAACAACCUUGGAGAUCAAACAAUCGAUAAUAAAGGAUCUAAUCUUGGAAUAUCGCAAAAAUCACCUUCACGGGGGAAGAUACUGGAAAAAGCUGUGACCGGUGGAAUGAAACCAGAUCGCCUCCGAAUCCCAAAAAUUGGUCCGAAAGACAGACUGACUGAGUUUCCUUUGGGGAACGCUCUACCCGGUGACAUGAAGAUACCAACAAUUCCUGAAGUGGACAUUGAGAAAGACCCUUCAAGAGAAGCCUCUCCUGUCCCACCGGACACUUCCUUCAUCUUUACAUCUCCAGAAACUGAGCGUGAGAGACAGAAACAAGAUUGCAAGAAGUUCCUCUGUGAUCCCAGAACACCUGCAAGGUCAGAAACAAAAGGAAAGGAUGAGAUCCCUGAAGCCCAAAAGCCCUCUGAUGGAACGAGUGCACUCUACUUACAGGAAGGCUCACCAAAGCCACAAUUUCCCUCUCCAGUCAUAAUUAUACCUCAAGCGCAAGUGGAAGAAGAGGAUGACCGAGAGGUUGUUGAAGACCUCGGAUGUGAUGCUGAUGAGCCUGCGCUCCCCAAAGUGGAUCAGAAGGAGCCACAAGUGGCUCAGGUGAUCCAGGAAAAUAACUGUGUCGGGCAAGCUAAGAGGCAUUUUUGCAGCCCCUCCGUAUGUUCUGAUGAGGACCAUCAAGAUGAUGCAACUGAAAGAAGAGAGGAGAAGAAGCAGUCAUCCAUGGAGAUAGGUCAAAAGAUAGAAGACCCCUGUCAAGCUUCUAUUGAUGAAGCUCCAGCAGAUGUCUCCAUCUGUGACACAGACAGUAGCUGGAUUGAUUCGAAAGAUGACGACAAAACUAUCACGACAAAGCAAAUCAGAACUUUCCCGCCGACCCAGAGCGUCACCCUCGGGGUGGACACGCCCACUAAACGGUUCCCGGGCAGAGGAAGUAAAGUUCUCCGCAAAGGUCUCGGCUUUCGUCCAAAAGAGGAGAUGAAGAAAAAAAAAGUCGCCAUCAUACGCAGGGCGGACCAGAAUAAGGUCUCAGCCUUCCAGGCUCGAAAAAGUCUAGCCAAAGCUGCGGUCAAACAUCCUCGGCCAGCUCUGCUUCACAGACGCAAAGCCGCAGGUGUAGAAAGCUCUCAGCCCUUAAGUGUCCACCAGUCCAGGGAGAGACCCACCCCUUUGUCCUUGCAUCUUUCUCGGCAGAGAACAUCUAGCCCCACACGGCCCGUUCUGUUAAAAAUGGCAAUGCAGAGCCAGCAAUCCCCGGGGCCUGACUCCGCAUGUAGCCUGAAACGGAGCCCCCAGGUGGAGGCGGUGCUUAGUGAAGCCCCGCCCACCUUGGCAUGCUCCCGCACUGCCCCUCAGAAAAACAUACAGGAGAGAACAUACCGUAGUCCAGAGAAAAGGUCAUCGCUCCCCAGGCCGUCCAAAUCACUGACCCGCCACCUUCCUGCAUCUGAACAAGAGGACAACAGCACCCCCUGCAGGCCAACCUGCACGGACUCUGGACGUUCCUGGUCAGCUCGCAGCGGCACUUCCACCCCCGGAUCCACUGCGGUUACGCCCGGCACACCCCCUAGUUACUCCCGCACGCCCGGUUCGCGCACCCCCGGAAGCCACACACCCAAGUCCUUCAGCGUUCUCCAGGAGAAGAAGGUCGCCAUCAUCCGCACCCCGCCCAAAUCGCCAUCUUCAGCCCAGCGGCAGUUGAAGGUUCUCAACCAGCCCUUGCCUGACCUCAAGAAUGUCAAGUCUAAGAUUGGAUCCACCGCCAACCUUAAACAUCAACCCAAGGGUGGACAGGUCAUGAUUCCGAGCGUUAAGCUGGACUUUAGCCACGUGCAGGCUAAAUGUGGCUCCCUGAACAAACUCCAGCACACCCCGGGCGGAGGAAAUGUCCAAAUCCAGAGCAACAAAAUCGACUUGAGCCACAUCACUUCCAAAUGCGGCUCCAUGUCCAACAUCCGCUACAGGCCAGGCGGAGGCAACGUUCGGAUUGAGAAUGUCAAGCUGGACUUUAAAGACAAAGCUCAACCCAAGAUCGGCUCAAUGGACAACGCCAGCCACAUGCCGGGUGGCGGGAACGUGAUGAUCGAGAGCCACAAGCUGAGCUUCCGUGAGACCGCCAAAGCCCGGGUGGACCACGGUGCGGAAAUCGUUGUCACCCACUCCCCCGGGCUGGGGAUGGGCGGCACCUCGCCUCACUUGUCCUCCGACGGCAGCAUCAACCAACUGGAUUCGCCGCAGCUCUGCACACUGGCCCAAGAUGUUACGGCCGCGCUGGCCAAGCAGGGCUUAUGAGCCGCCUGCUUUGGAUCAUCCCUCCAUGGUCCUCUCCAGACCCUCCAUCUCAACGGAUCUUCUUUCCAGAGGCAUUUCAAAAGAGAAUCCUCCAGUUACUGUUCAUCCACUCCGUACACAAGUUACUGUUUUCUUCCUUCGUUGGACUUUGGUGUAAUUUGAAGAGAGCGUGUCUGCUAUAAGAUUGUACAGCGAGUUUUUUUUUUUUUUUUUUAAAGCAUCGCCGCACUGCUCUUGCAUGAGGACCACUCUUAAAGUAAACUCAAUUUACAGCAACUUAGAAAAACUGUGACAAAAGGAACUACUAGCUUCAUAUCUGAGAGUCUGAUGAGCAUGUCGGUUUGAAGAAACGCAGCAUUGAAAGUAAGAAGAAGAUUUGGUUUUAUGAUGUGAUGUUGGGAAGUUUGUGUUGUAUGUGUUUUUAUAUUUCACGGUAGUUUUCUACGUUGGCUGUGGCUGCAUUCCUCAAAUACAUCGAUUUUUAUUUCCUGCAAAUGAAUUCUUGUUUCUCUGCUUUUUAAAGGUCGUUGAGUAUGCAAAAGGUCUUUUUGGAAAAAAGCUCCUCACACUAGCUUGGGGGGGGGGGGGGAGUUACUCCAAAAGAGAAAAUGAAAGUGUGAUGUUUUGUAUCCAAACAUUCCGUGUAUGUGAUUGAAGCAGUCCAAAACUGAAGAGUGCAUGGAAAACGUGUGGCGCGGCUGGCUGUAAUACUUUCAGAACUGUUCUUGUGUGUUCUCCGCUCACUGUUGUGAAUGUCCCGCCCUGAUGUCUGUUAUCUGCCCUCCAGUGUUGAUCUCCAUCUGUGGAUGUGUAUUUAAAAAAAAAAAAAAAAAAAAACAUGUUUGCAAUGUUGUCAUGGGUAAAUGCUCACGUGGAAAACAAUGACAAGGGAAAUAAAGAAGACUAAAAGUA
Messenger RNA from Syngnathus typhle (broad-nosed pipefish), 4215 nucleotides. RefSeq names its product microtubule-associated protein tau-like. The transcript is spliced from 17 exons. Gene Ontology annotation, molecular function: microtubule binding. Gene Ontology annotation, biological process: microtubule cytoskeleton organization; neuron projection development. Lineage: Eukaryota; Metazoa; Chordata; Actinopteri; Syngnathiformes; Syngnathidae. Bases 217 to 3303 code for a protein of 1028 amino acids. The record is from RefSeq and is a predicted model, not a curated record. Gene Ontology annotation, cellular component: neuron projection.